This is a messenger RNA of Polyodon spathula (Mississippi paddlefish), 1744 nucleotides long. RefSeq names its product bifunctional cytochrome P450/NADPH--P450 reductase 1-like. The transcript has 7 exons. The record is from RefSeq and is a predicted model, not a curated record. Gene Ontology annotation, molecular function: iron ion binding; heme binding; monooxygenase activity. NCBI's taxonomy places the organism in Eukaryota, Metazoa, Chordata, Actinopteri, Acipenseriformes, Polyodontidae. Bases 380 to 826 code for a protein of 148 amino acids.
AAAGUUGCAAUGGAGAAGCAGAGGGAGUUACAAGAUAAUCAACUACCUAUUGGAUGGAUUGGAGCUCAAGAUGAAAGAACUUGCGCUGUUUGUUUAGCCAGACUUUAUCGAUUCACCAGCAAAGGAAGAAAGUCCAGUGACACAACAAGCCUAAAGACCUGGUCAAAGGUUCUCUCAACUUAGUGUCAGUUUUCCUGAGGAAUGGAGGCCCUGACUAACUUCCUGAAGCUUUUCCCACUACAAGCCAGCCAUGGAACAGCCACCUCAAUUGCUUUGUUUAUGGUACUUCGCAGCUCUUCUAUACUGGGUUUUUGGUACGGACAUAAAGAACUGUAAACAAGUAUGGCAGAGUUUGUGGUAAUAGAAAACUCAGAAGAGGAUGCUGACUGAAGACGAAAUCAUGGGCCAGGCUUUUAUCUUCCUGCUUGCCGGCUACGAGACCACCAGCAGCACCCUUGCCUUUGCUGCUUACUUGCUGGCAAUUCAUCAAGACUGCCAGGAGAAGUUGCAGAGGGAGGUGGAUGAGUUUUAUGCCAGACACGUUCACAGCAAAAGCCAAAUCCCAAAGGCAUCCUUUCACAUACUUUCCAUUCGGAGCUGGGCCCUGGAGCUGCAUUGCAAUGAGGCUGGCUUUACUGGAGGAAAAGAUAGCCAUGAUUCAGGCUGUCCAAAAAUUCACCUUUCAAUGAGCCCAGAGACUAAGGCGAAUGGUGGUCAGCAGUCCCAGUGUCUGAGUGUGGCAGUGGACAUAUCUGAAGAAGGCUGGAUUCCUCGAGCUAAAAUCCAAUUCAACCCUUGGGCUGAAAAAAUGGCAUCAUCAAAAUAGCACAAUACACUGACAGCUGAGCUGAAGGCCCCCGUGAAAUGAAGCCAUCUCCAAAUCUGUUUCUGUAUUAAUGAUUUAAUCUUCCUGUGUGAGACCCUGUUAUUUAGAGAACUGCAGGUAAUACGCAGGUGAAAGGGACCUACUUUAUAAAGUGGCUUUCUAUUAAGAAUGUUACUGUAGGUACGCUUUAGUGGUUUUAUGUUAUGUGCACUGCGAUAAAGGACUGGUGUGCUAUAAGGAGAGAGUAUGAGUCUAGGGUACAGUAGACUCUUGCUAAUCAAGGGUACAGUAAAUUCUUGCUAAUCAGAAGCAGUUGGAACCAGACCCUGUUGAGUUGUGAUUAGUUUGGAGUGAUUUUUUUAUUGUAAUUUGUAUGAUACUAAAGUACCUUGUUUAGUUUUUGCUUUGUUUUUCAUACUUCUAUUUGAUCAGUAUAGUUAAUGGAAUAAAAUCUAAAGCUAUAAAUGUUUAAAAUGCUUAUAGAAUUCUGAAAUUGUUCAGUUGCUACUGCUGUUAUCAAAAUGGUUCAUAUUAAUGGUCAACUCAGAUUACCAGGCUUCAGAUUGACAAGAGUCUACGGGCAUUAUGUUUAGUUUUUGUUUAAAAAAAAGUUUUCCUGUGGUAAACAAGCCAGACAUCCUGGAUAUCUUAAUGUAGCCAGCAACUUCGGAAUAAGACUAAGAGAUGUUAUCAAGUGCCUGUAAAUAUUGUAAUGGGAAUUUUAAGGCUUCACUAUUGGAGCAAGGACUUAAAAGUAUGUAGUUCACUAGGUACUUGCACUUUUACAUUACUUCAGGUCCAUUAUAAUCCAGCAAGGAUCAGAGUCGUCCACUAAAAGUGAAAAUCCUAUAACAAGAUUUUUUUUUUUUUUUAAACCUGGUUAACAAUAGAACCGUCAGAUUUUCAAACUACCUAGAA